This is a messenger RNA of Charadrius vociferus (killdeer), 994 nucleotides long. RefSeq names its product phosphoribosyl transferase domain containing 1 (gene PRTFDC1). NCBI's taxonomy places the organism in Eukaryota, Metazoa, Chordata, Aves, Charadriiformes, Charadriidae. Gene Ontology annotation, molecular function: hypoxanthine phosphoribosyltransferase activity. The record is from RefSeq and is a predicted model, not a curated record. The coding region runs from base 1 to 645 and encodes 214 amino acids. Gene Ontology annotation, biological process: purine ribonucleoside salvage. The transcript has 9 exons.
AUGCACUUCACAAAGAUUUCAGACAAUUGGCCCGGAUACAGCCUGGAUUUGUUCACUUACCCUCAGCACUACUACGGAGAUCUGGAAUAUGUGCUCAUACCUCAUGGCAUUAUUGUUGACAGGACAGAACGAUUGGCCAAAGAUAUUAUGCAAGACAUUGGAGACAAUGAUAUUGUGGUUCUCUGUGUCCUCAAAGGUGGCUACAAGUUCUGUGCUGACCUUGUGGAGCACAUUAAAAAUCUCAGCAGAAAUUCAGAAAGGUUCAUCUCCAUGAAAGUCGAUUUUGUUAGACUGAAAAGUUACCACAAUGAUCAGUCUAUGCAAGAUAUGCAGAUAAUGGGAGGAGAUGAUCUUUCAAAGCUGACUGGGAAGAAUGUUCUAAUUGUGGAGGAUAUUGUUGGAACUGGAAGGACAAUGAAGGUUCUGCUUAAUAACAUAGAAAAAUGCAAGCCAAAAAUGAUUAAAGUGGCAAGUUUGUUGGUGAAAAGAACAUCUCGGCCUGAUGGGUACAGACCAGAUUAUUAUGGAUUUGAAAUUCCAGAUUUAUUUGUAGUAGGUUAUGCCUUAGACUACAACGAGCACUUCAGAGAUCUAAAUCACAUAUGUGUUAUCAAUGAUCAUGGCAAAGCGAAAUACAGAGUCUGAAGCAGUAACAUCCUCACCUGAAGAUUUAUAAGCUCAGUGAAGCAGAAAUUUGACUACACUCCCUCGAGCAUCUCCUAGAAGAGCAGAUCAAUUGACCUGUGUUUCUUUCAACUCAGUAUAAUAAGGGGUUUAUUCUAGAGAUACUGAUUAAGAUUUAUAGAAGUGAGAGCUCUUAUAAAAAAUGUGAAGUAGAGGGAUUUUAAAGUUAUUACCUUUUUUAAGUAUUAAAAUUACUGCAUAAGAUGCCUUUUGACUAAUAAUUUGUCUGCCUCAAGUCUCAUUGUGAAUGCAUCUUUUCUUCCUUCAGUCGGUCAUUCUACCCAUGGCAAUUCAUGCACUUCACUGUGUU